GGCUGCAAGAAGCUGGAGGAGGCGCGGUGGCCGUAAAGCAGCCCCCGUUUCCCGACGCCUGGCUGUCGCGCGCACCGGUGUGAAUGGCCGCGGGGAGCGGAGCAGGCUGGUGAUUGAGGGCUGGGGGCGACAUGGAUCCCAACAGGAUCAUCCAGGCCCUCAAGGGCACCAUCGACCCCAAGCUGCGCAUCGCGGCAGAGAACGAGCUCAAUCAGUCGUACAAGAUCAUAAAUUUUGCUCCAAGUCUACUACAAAUCAUAGUUUCGGAUCAAGUUGAAUUUCCAGUACGUCAAGCAGCUGCCAUUUACCUGAAGAACAUGGUGACACAGUACUGGCCGGAUCGGGAACCACCACCAGGAGAAGCAGUAUUUCCAUUCAACAUUCAUGAAAAUGAUCGCCAGCAGAUUCGUGAUAACAUUGUAGAAGGAAUUAUUCGGUCUCCUGACUUAGUGAGGGCCCAGUUGACAAUGUGUCUCCGUGCUAUCAUUAAGCAUGACUUUCCUGGCCAUUGGACAGCAGUUGUAGACAAGAUAGGCUAUUACUUGCAGUCUCAGAACAGUGGGAGCUGGCUUGGCAGCCUGCUGUGUUUGUAUCAGCUGGUGAAAACUUAUGAAUACAAGAAAGCAGAGGAGCGAGAUCCUCUCAUAGCAGCAAUGCAAAUAUUCUUGCCUCGGAUUCAGCAGCAGAUGAUCCAGCUUCUUCCUGAUAACUCCCAUUACUCUGUACUGCUUCAGAAACAGAUCUUAAAAAUCUUCUAUGCACUUGUGCAGUAUGCAUUGCCACUCCAGUUGGUGAAUAACCAGACCAUGACUCAGUGGAUGGAGAUUUUCCGUACUAUCAUCGAUAGAAAUGUGCCUGCUGAGACAUUACAGAUUGAUGAAGAUGAUAGGCCAGAGCUGGUGUGGUGGAAAUGUAAGAAGUGGGCAUUGCAUAUCGUAGCUCGUCUUUUUGAACGGUAUGGAAGUCCUGGAAAUGUAACAAAAGAGUAUUUUGAAUUUUCAGAGUUCUUCUUAAAAACCUACGCCGUUGGAAUCCAACAGGUUCUCUUAAAAAUUUUAGACCAGUACAGGCAAAAAGAAUAUAUUGCUCCUCGUGUCCUUCAGCAAAUCUUAAACUAUUUGAACCAAGGGGUCAGUCAUUCUGUAACUUGGAAGCAGAUGAAGCCACACAUACAGAGUAUAUCUGAAGAAGUGAUUUUCUCCCUAAUGUGUUAUAAAGAUGAAGAUGAAGAGCUGUGGCAAGAGGAUCCAUAUGAGUACAUUCGCAUGAAAUUUGAUGUGUUUGAGGAUUAUGCAUCCCCUACAACAGCAGCCCAGAAUCUCCUCUACACUGCAGCAAAGAAGCGAAAAGAGGUAUUACCGAAGAUGAUGGCAUUUUGCUAUCAGAUCCUCACAGAACCAAACAUUGACCCUAGAAAGAAAGAUGGAGCAUUGCACGUGAUGGGAUCUCUAGCAGAUAUUUUACUAAAGAAGAGUGUAUUCAAGGAUCAGAUGGAGCUGAUGCUACAGAAUCACGUAUUUCCAUUGUUCAUGUCUAACCUGGGGUAUCUCAGAGCAAGGUCCUGUUGGGUUCUUCAUUCAUUCAGCACUUUGAAAUUCCACAAUGAACUCAACCUAAGGAAUGCAGUAGAGCUGGCAAAGAAGAGCUUGAUUGAUGACAAGGAAAUGCCUGUCAAAGUAGAAGCUGCCAUAGCUCUGCAGGCAUUAAUAAGCAAUCAGGAGCAAGCAAAGGAAUAUGUAAAGCCGUAUGUCAGGCCCGUUAUGCAGGAGCUGUUACACAUCGUUAGAGAGACAGAAAACGAUGAUCUUACUAAUGUUAUCCAGAAGAUGAUCUGUGAGUACAAUCAGGAAGUAGCUACCAUCGCUGUUGACAUGACACAACACCUGGCUGAGAUAUUUGGUAAAGUUCUUCAGAGUGAAGAAUAUGAGGAAGUGGAGGACAAGACAGUGAUGGCAAUGGGAAUCUUACACACCAUUGACACUAUUCUAACAGUUGUGGAAGAUCACAAAGAGAUAACUCAACAAUUGGAGAGCAUUUGUUUACAGAUCAUUGGCCUCGUUUUGCAGAAACACGUAAUAGAGUUUUAUGAAGAAAUUCUCUCCUUGGCAUACAGUUUGACGUGCCAGAUGAUUUCCCCCCAAAUGUGGCAGCUUUUAGGUGUUCUGUAUGAAGUUUUCCAGCAGGAUUGCUUUGAAUACUUUGCAGAUAUGAUGCCUCUCAUGCACAAUUAUGUGACCAUCGACACUGAUACUUUACUGUCUAAUCCAAAACAUUUAGAAAUCAUUUACAGUAUGUGUAAAAAGGUAUUAACUGGAGAUGCAGGAGAAGAUGCAGAGUGUCAUGCAGCCAAACUUUUAGAAGUAAUUGUUCUUCAGUGCAAAGGGCGGUGUAUUGAUCAGUGUAUCCCACUCUUUGUAGAAGCUGUGCUAGAGCGAUUAACUCGAGGAGUUAAAACAAGUGAGCUUCGUACCAUGUGUCUUCAGGUUGCCAUAGCUGCCCUUUACUACAAUCCUGAACUACUUCUGCACACGUUGGAGAACAUCAGAUUUCCACACAACCCUGAGCCCAUCACAGCACAGUUCAUAAACCAAUGGAUGAAUGACACAGAUUGUUUUCUUGGACUUCAUGACAGAAAGAUGUGUAUAAUAGGACUGAGCAUCCUAAUGGAAUUGCAAAACCGACCUCCUGCGGUAGAUGCUGUGGCUGCGCAGAUUGUUCCUUCAAUCCUGCUCCUGUUUCUGGGAUUAAAACAAGUAUGCGCUACGCGAGAAUUUACGGAACAUGAAGACCAGGCUAAAGAUGAAAAACACGAUACAGAAGAUAAUGAAGAGAUCCCAAGUGACGAAGAAGAAACAAAUGAAGUGGGUCAGGCAAUGCAAGAGAAUCAUGGAGGAGGUGGUGGUGGUGGAGAAGAUGAAGAUGAGGAUGAUGACGAUGAUGACUGGGAUGAAGAUGCAUUGGAAGAAACUGCUCUAGAAGGAUUCAGCACUCCUCUUGACCUUGAAGAUGGUGUGGAUGAAUAUCAGUUUUUUACACAAGCACUGUUAACGGUUCAGAUCCGGGAUGCAGUCUGGUACCACUCACUGACAGCACCACUGAGCGAUGAUCAGAAGAAACAAUUGCAGGAAAUUUACACAUUAGCAGAACACCGACGAAGUGCUGCAGAGACUAAGACGAUAGAACAACAAAGUGGCUACACAUUUGACAACAAAGGACUGAUCACAGCAUUUAACUUUGGUGGAAAUGCUCCUGGAGGCAACUGAAGGAGAAAUUGCAAAGGACUCUGGGAAUGGCUUCAUCAUUACAUUUUAUUAUAAAACAGUCAUGACUUCUGAGUGUGUGGGGGAGGUAAUCUGAUGUUCCAGAUGGUUUCCCCUGGGAGACAGCAGUGUGUUUUCCUCACCAGACUGCUCUUUCUAGCCAGCUACUGUAAUGUUCAAAUUCUUGUGGUGUUUUUAUAAUUUGAUGGACUGAAAAGAAAACAUCUGCCCUCAAGGAAACUGAAUGACUGAGAGGGGCUAGGUUGAACCUAGUUGAGUUGCACUUCUCAGGUUUUUGCUGUGCAGAAUUGAUGGAUUCGUAUGGAUAACAGUGCCUUCUGUUGUAUAUGGAUUAUCUGAACAAAUGAAUUUGAGCGUAUCGUAAUUUUUUUAAGUGUAAGGAUUCUUCUAGAUGCACUGUAAGCCUCGGUUCUGUGUUUUCCUACUGUCUUUUACUACAUGACUUAGUUGUUUGUUAAUUGCAUAUACGUUGCUGGUUUCAAAAACAUCAUCUCAACUUCCUUCCUUGGUGUAACCCUUUGUAUGUUGGGCAUUCUUUUGGAAUUAUAAAGCAUACUUUGGGGCUUUCAAGGGUUCUUAUCAGAAAAGCAGGUUUUUCCCUUGAUGCAACGGUCACCUCAGCCCAUGUCCUUGAGAUCUCUCCAUUAAAAGACAACCUACUUGAGUUGUAAUGGCACUUGUGCUCCCACAGGUUCAGAUCAAAACAGACACUGGUACCAAAUAAUUUCCAUCUCCAUAAGUGUGUGAGUGAUCAAUCUCUGGCCCUUGCGAGUAGAUGAGCUGCAUGACAACUUGUCUCCUUUAUUGCUGAAUAUUAGGUUUUAUUUUGGGACCCUAUACAUUCUUUUCCUUUAGUGAUUCAUUAUCAUUCCAGCUAUAGUACUGAAAAAUGGGGGUCCGUAACAUUUUAAAGCAAUAAUUUAUCUUAGUGGAGGGGAAAGUAGCUCCAAAUCUUGCUUUUUUUAUGUCUGAAUUUCUACUCUGCAUCCCAUCUGGCUCCUAUUCCCAGUGCUGUAAUUUAGUCAUGUUUAAUUUUCCCAUGUUAAAAAGGUCAGUCUCCUAUGCUCAAAUAUACACAAAUACCUAACUGUAUGUGUGUUCGUACAGUGAAACUUGUCUUAAGCAGACACCAAGCUAAAUACUGAUAUGCACAGAAAUCUCUCUUCUAUAACUAAGGGGUUAACAAAGUUAUAGUGGAAAUGAUGGGGAUGCAUUAAAAUGUUAAAUAUUUUAAGAUGAGGAUUGAAGGUAGAAUCUUUAAUCCAUGUUUCAUGUCUUUUUUGUGUCUGAUCACUUGUUCAGGGCUUGAAAGUGUUUACUAGACAACUGUUACCCCAAGACUGACAUGAAAGGUGAAAAGCGCUUGGCCUGGGGUGGUACCCAAUUGAAAAAGCUCGACUCUUCCUUCUUUUCCCAUCACUUCUUCAGCUACUGCAAAAGGGGAGGGUGCUGUCCUGGGACCCUGCUCGGGGCUCUUAUCUUUUGUACAAACCUCUAUCUCUCCCACUGCCCAGCUGUGGAAAUACCUCUCUCCUUUUUUCCCCUCUUCCUGCCCCAGAAUCUUCUGCCUGCUGGAACUGCUGGGUGGAGAGAGGUCCUCUGCUGCUUUAGCCCUCUUCAGCCUUCCUACCUCCUGCUGAGGUGGUCAUGUGUCUGCUACUUUACCCCUCCCUCAGCCUCAGUGUUAGGUCCUCUCCAGUGGCCUUCUCUGCCACUGUUUAUAGAUUUUUUUGUUCAAAGCAGCCCCAGAAUGAAAUUGACUUGGUUCUUGUUUGUUUUCACUGCUGCUAUUCAAAACCCUGGGUGCAGCAGUGAAAAACUAUCACGUCUCUUAGAUCAGCUUUCAUUCCGCUAAAGCCUGAGAAAGCUUUGAACACUUGAAAAUUCAGGCCCUAGUGUCUUUGCUAAUAAAGUGAUUGGUGAUUUUGGAUGUCCGAUAUGAGACCCUUCAAAGAGGGCAAAGACCUCUGUACUUUUUGAAAAUCAGACCCCAAACUAAUUGGUCACUUUCAGAGAUUUAGAGCUGGAGAUGUCUCCCUAACACUCUAGAUGGAUAACACUACAUACUACAUCACUUUACUUUCAGUUUACAGUUGGGAUUUCCUUACAACAAUAAAAAGAUAGAAACUUGUUCACAAUUCUGAACAAAAGUUAUUUAGAAGUCAGUGCCAUUGAUUUCUCCACACAUGCUUGGCAAUGGAAGCUUCCUUUUUGCCAUUGGGCAUCUGGCAAAUGGAGUUUUAAAGCUCUGUGUUCAUUUAUGUAUCAGAUGUUGAUUGUCAAUCAGUGGGAUUUCCUUCAAAGCCUCUCCUCCCACCAGAACUAAGAACAAAAAGAUUUUUUCUCUUCCACUAAUGAAGGUCAUUGCAUAAUCAAAAGGUAGUUUUCAGGAGUUAACAUGUUCAAGCAAAAAUCUACCACUGUAUGGCACUAUCCUUAUGUCCACCCUUCUGAGUCAUAGUUGUUCCCUUAACACUGCUGCUUGUGUACUUUUCAAAUGAACUGCCAAGAUUUCAUCCAGAUGUUUCUGACAAUGGAUUUGAAUUGCUGUUUGGUAUCUCACAGUUGUGGUCAGAGGGGAGAUUUUAGAAUGUGGUGCACAAACGGGUGACAAGCUUUCUCCUUCCCAGAAGAUUGAGCAGAUGUUUCUACUGGCAAAAAAAAACCCAUAAAUUCAUACCCUUUUUGAAAAGGUAUUCAAUUAAAGAAAUAGUCCCAAGAUUUCCUAGGCUCCAAACUCCCCUUUUACCUGUGGUUCUCUUUUCAUGUGAUAAAUAUCCAUUCAUACGCAAUCAGAAUAGGCAAGGGAUUGUAGGGAUUUCUUCUUGAGAUGGCUCCAGCUUGUACUGCAUUUAGUACAAAUGUGCAUUACUGUCUCAUGUUGAAGCCAGGCUAAUCGUGGAACGUCAGAUACCAGCAACAUUGAACUGAGCAAGAUGUAGUCGCCCUUGGAAAUGCAGAGACUUAUGAAUGUAUUGUCAAAUAAAACAAAGGCUGAUAAAAGUAACCUUUGCUGCCCUGUGCCAGCAUUCACUAAGUGUGAAGGUGACUGUAUGGACGCUAUGGGUGAAGUAUGAAAUUAGAUUUGUGUAGGUUAUAAUUAUAGCAAGUGUUAACUUAUGUGGUAAAACAUCUUUUUCAGAUAAAUUAACCAGUCCUGGAUGUGAAAUUUCAAA
Molecule: messenger RNA, 6457 nt
Organism: Chelonoidis abingdonii (Abingdon island giant tortoise)
Lineage: Eukaryota; Metazoa; Chordata; Testudines; Testudinidae
Source: RefSeq, a predicted model, not a curated record